UCGGCACUUCAGAUCAAGUACUUUGACGACCCGGCUCUUUCGGCAAUGCGUCAGCUGGACGACAUAACGCAGGUUUUUGAUCCGGAGCAGAAGAGCACAUUUCUAUCGCAAACACUCCACAAUAGCUUACCGAUCAUUCCAGAAGUAGGCUACCUUACUCUGGCGACCAUUCACAAAAACCAGAUGCUUAGCAAAUCAGUCUUUUAA
Messenger RNA from Gongylonema pulchrum, 207 nucleotides. Lineage: Eukaryota; Metazoa; Nematoda; Chromadorea; Rhabditida; Gongylonematidae. The record is from the annotation of a GenBank genome assembly.